Molecule: messenger RNA, 2113 nt
Organism: Nothoprocta perdicaria
Lineage: Eukaryota; Metazoa; Chordata; Aves; Tinamiformes; Tinamidae
Gene: TIMP4
Product: TIMP metallopeptidase inhibitor 4
Exons: 5
Coding region: 260-922 (220 amino acids)
Biological process (GO): negative regulation of endopeptidase activity; negative regulation of membrane protein ectodomain proteolysis
Cellular component (GO): extracellular matrix
Molecular function (GO): protease binding; metalloendopeptidase inhibitor activity
Source: RefSeq, a predicted model, not a curated record
CUGUGCUUUUUCCUUAAAGGGAGGCGGAGUUAGGAGGUAGUCUCAGGGCCAUAAAUAAGAGGGUCUUAUAUCAGGGAAAUUAGACGUCAGUCAACAUAAGCCUAUACUCAGGGUGAGCGUUAGAGGGCUUUUCUAAGCCAUCUAAGACUGCUGAAAUUGAGGCACCCACAAGAGGAAUUAGAGUUAUUUGGGAGUUGAGAUCCAAAAGCAGGAGCACUGCGGCAGCGGCUUCUCUCGGCAGAGGGACUAGCAGGGCAGCAUGAAGCGUGCACCGGGUGCGUUGCUGCUUGCGGCACUGCUGCUCGCAAGCCAGGCACCGCAGCGGGCCGGGGCGUGCAGCUGCGCCCCUGCCCACCCGCAGCAGCUCAUCUGCGACUCGGCUCUAGUGAUUCGUGCAAAAAUAUCCAGCGAAAAGGUGGUUCCUGCCAGUGAUGAUCCUCUUGAUACCCACAAAAUGAUCCGGUAUGAAAUCAAACAAAUAAAGAUGUUUAAAGGAUUUGAAAAAGUGAAGGAUGUCCAAUAUGUCUAUACUCCUUUUGAUUCAUCACUCUGUGGAGUGAAGCUAGAAGCUAACAACAAAAAACAGUACCUUUUGACAGGACAAAUUUUAAGUGAUGGUAAAGUCCUUAUCCAUUUAUGCAACUACAUUGAACCAUGGGAUGAUUUAUCCUUGUCUCAAAAGAAGAGCCUCAAUCAGAGAUAUCAAAUGGGCUGUGGCUGCAAAAUCACCACCUGCUACAUGGUGCCCUGCUCAAUCAGCACACCGAACGAGUGCCUCUGGACAGACUGGCUCAUAGAAAGAAAGCUGUAUGGGCACCAGGCCAAGCACUAUGCCUGCAUCAAGCGAAGCGAUGGCACCUGCAGCUGGUACCGAGGUGGUCCACCUCCAGAGAAAGAGUUUAUUGAUAUCAGCGAACCUUAAAACAAUCACUUCCUAAAAGCCUCGGCGCCUAAUUCCACCAAGCCCUGCACGCUCACAGCUUCGAACUGCCACUGUCUAAUGUAUCUGUUGCUUAGAAACAAAAACAUAUCGUCCUGCACAGCUCAAGUACAGAGUUUGUGGAACUGGCACUAAGGCAAGAAGAACAAAUCUCCUGGAGGUAGCUACUCUAAAGUUAUGCUCUGUACAGAGAGGCUUACACUGAGAAUGCUCCUCUCUGCUCCUUGCAGCAUAACUUCCUUUUUUUUUUUUCCCUUUUUUACCAGCUUCAACUUARAAGAACAAGAGAAUUGUCAAUUUCAUCCUCUAUUUCAGCUACCCRACAGAUUAAGAGAGCCCCAGGUUGUAUUCCGCAUCUUUCUCAUGAAAAAUGUUUCAUAGAACUAUUUUUUCUGUAUGAAAGUCUUUGAUAUGAAAGAAUUAUUGUACAGUGUAUAUGUAAAGUAUUAUAACAUUGUGCUAUAAAAUGAUUCAAAGAUCCUUUUUUUUCCGUAUCUGUUGAAACAUGCUAAACACUUUUGUGAUUAAAAAAGAUAAAAACACUAUGUUGCUUAUUUUGUAUGCUACUUAGGUCAUAGCUUUGUCUGCAGUCAUAACUUUCAUGAUAAUUAAAACACCUCCUGCACAAUGAAAAGCAUCUCAUCCAAUUCAUGGCUCCCGUGGAGUAGCCUAUAGUCUAGAAUGGCUUAUGCUCUGUGUAGCAUCAGUACAAACAAUGUCACCCUAAAACAGCUGGUAUUCAUAGGAACCAUGUCUCUUCUUCACUGCAGUAGUGGUGCUUAGUUGUAACUCACCAACACAGAUUGGAGACUAGGACAUUCUAUUUCAGGACAUGCUUCAGCUUUAAAAAUUUAAGUAAAAAUGUAUACAAUAGUUAUUAAACAACGUAUAUGGAAAGUGCUUUCUAAAAAAGCUCCCAAAUAUUUGAUCAUAUUGAAUAUGUUAAAUUUACAUUAAUCAUUUUUCACCCAUGAAAGCACAUUGUAUUACACUGCAAUUAAUUUGGUAACUCAUGAACCUACACUAUACCAGAAAAGCAUUGCAUCAYAUUUUGUCUUUCAGUUUCAGUGUCUUACGUUUAUGAAACUUAUUGCAGUUGCAAUGCAAUAUGGAGAUUUUCUUGUUUGCAGUCUACUGCUGGACUGAAAUCCAAACAUGUUUGAAAUAGCAGUU